UCUCUCCUCCUUUCCCCCCUUCUCCCUCCCUCCGCCCUGCUCCCCCACCCUCCCCUCCCUCGGGAUUCGCUUCUCCGUCCGUCCGUGCGUACGUGCGGGAGCAGGAGCGGCGCGAGGCGGCGGCGGCGGCGCCGAGGAGGAGUCGCAGCAGCAGCAGCAGGAGGAGGAGGAGUACGUGGGCGAGGAGGACGAGGAGGAAGGAUGGCGGCGGCGGCGGCUAGGGUUUCGAUCCCGGCGGCGGUGCGGCGGACGAUCCAGAACAUCAAGGAGAUCGCGGGCGGCCACACCGACGAGGAGGUCUACGCCGUGCUCCGCGAAUGCAACAUGGAUCCCAACGAGACCACCGAUAGGCUCCUCAGCCAGGGUGCAUUCCAUGAGGUUAGAAGAAAGAGAGACAAGAAAAAAGAGAACAGCAAAGAAUCUACCGAUGCUCGAUGGAGGGCUGGGAUGCAAGGGAGAGGUGGAAAGGGUGGAUGGGGAAACUCUUCACGUCAACCGUCCAACUCUACCGACCUUACUGGGAGAAAUGCUCCUGUUGAAAAGGAAAUUGAAGUGAAUCCAAAUGUGGACAAAUGUAGCAGCUCUUUACCUGUCAAUCCAAACACAGACACCAAGAUGUGUACUUCAAUUUCAAGUUUGUCAGGUGGCCAAUCAAAUGGUUCAUCUGAGCCUGUUGUUUCCAUGGAGAAAAAUUCUCUUGUGAUGGGUCAGUUGCAGAUAUCAGAUUCGAAAGGAAUAUCUGAUUUGGAACGUACUCCAGAAAAGCUUGUCAUGGCUUUAGGUCCAGAUGUAAGACUAUCAUUAAUACAAUCAACACCAUCUAUUUCAGGAGAAUGCAUCCCAGCUUCAGACCCGGAACUUACACCACCCCCUGAAUCCCACAGCCACGGUGAGACUGGUUCCACCAAACAUGCUUUAGCAACUCAGUUGGCAGCAAGAGAAAAGGUGGUUUCUAAUGAUGUAUCAACGGCUUUACAAGGCACCUCUCGACCUUCUGGUUCGUCAUCCAUUGCGGUACCUUCUGGUAGUAGUAGGCCUUCUUCAAGCUGCAGUAGUCGUGCACAGCAGUUGAUCGGUGUGCAGAAAGUUGUUCCAAAUAAAGAGUGGAAGCCAAAAUCAACAAACAAACCUGCCCAUGCUGAAAAUGUUAUAUGUGACAAAGUGCUUUCUUUGGAGACUAUUUCCCAGUCAAUUCUAGCAUCUGAUUCCAUUCAUAAGGAAGACACCACUUCAGGAGUGGACAAAAAGCAGAGUGAUUCGCACUUGUCUGACAGGCAGCAUGUCAUCAUUCCUGAUCACCUUCAAGUUGCAGAGUCAGAAAAAUAUGGCCUCAGUUUUGGCAGUUUUGGUGCCUGUUUUGAGAAAGCUACAAGUGUUUCAAAAGACUCCGAAAGCGAGAAAUGCUCUACACCUCAUUGUGAAUCGUCUCAGGAUGCAGAUGAAGCUGUGGAUGAACCUGUUGCAAGUCAUCAGGGUGUAUCCUCUACUGUUGAAAUGGCAGCUGAGCCAGAUCUGCAGCAGCUGCCUGUUGAAACGGCAGAUAAUAUUUUACCUCAGAAGGUUGAUAGUUCCUCGAGUACCCCUGAAGCCGCAGAAUCAGACCAAUCAAAUGAUCCAGUAGCUUCACAUGUACCGCAGGAUUCAGUUGAAACUACUACAUCUUACCUGCCACCACAGUCGCAUGGAGAUCAGACUCCACUUGAAACUUCUGAAUCUCAGGUACAGCAGGCCAAUGACUUUUCUGCAGGCUAUUAUGCACAACUUUACCGACCAAUUGCUGAUUUUGAUGGCCGUAUCUCACCAUUUACUGCUUCUGGAGCUGCUGUCAAGUACGGAAGCUUGCCGGUUAUGCCCACGCAAACUGGCCAUGCUCAAGAGUUGCCACAGGGAAUCAACUCCUUUGUGCUGCCUUCAGUUGGGUCUACUCCACUUGCCACCCCAACCCCUGGAGCUGUACCAAGUUCUGUUAGUAUUCCACAACAGCCACUUCAAUUAUUCCGUCAGCCUCUAGGUGUUUUGCCUCCCUACCCAGGUUAUAUCCCAUACAGUCAGUAUCCACUCUAUGUUCCACCACCACACCCCCUUACGCAUUUCAUGGGUAAUGCGGUGUUUCCUCAGCCCCCUUCAACUGGAGGCAUGUAUCCACCUGUAAGUUCAGCUGUUGCACCACCAGCCAAAUAUGCAACCAAUACAUACAAGCCUGGUGCUAACAAUGGAACCCAGGCACAUGCUGGAAACCCUGGUGCCUAUGGAACAUAUGAUUCUAGUCCAUCCGUCUAUACAAAUAAUGCUGUUGUGGCAAGUGGAACUUCUGUAGAGAAUGAUGAUAUCAGUGGAUCCCAAUACAAGGAAACUAAUGUCUAUAUUGCUGGGCAGCAGAACGAAGGCUCUGCUGUCUGGAUUUCUGCCCCUGGACGUGAUAUUUCUGGUCUCCAGCCUAGCUCCUAUUAUGGACUGACCUUGCAGGGGCAGCACCUGGCGUUUGCCCCUGCUCAAGCUGGCCACGGUACUUUUGGAGGGAUAUAUCACCCGGGACAGACAAUGGCUGGAGCCGCUGUUCAUCCACUACUGCAGCCACCACAGGCCAUUGCUGGGGUUGGUGGUGAAAUGGUUGGCCCACCUGCCAAUGGUUAUCAGCAGCCACAACGGGCCCAGAUGAACUGGCCUAAUUAUUAACGGAGGUAGUAUAUUAUUUCGAGUAGCCACCAUAGGAUGAAAAAGAACAGUUAUUUGUUGGAUACCUAAGUAUUGGCAAAGGAGAGUUUUUUUUGAGCUUUUCAGCAUAGAGGUGCCUGAUCAAAGAGUGUAUAUAUCAAAGCAUGGAUGAUCUGCAAGGAAAUGUUGCAGAUUCCCAAAUGGUCGAGCGCUUAUUUCUGUGGUGUUAUAUGUUAGCUGGAACUGACCAUUCAGUUAGAGACGAGGGUCCACGCAGGUUCCAAUUUUUUUUUUUACCCCUUUUUGGCCUUUGCUUCCCUUCGUUUUAAGUUUGCUGCAAGAAAGCGUGGGUUAUAGUUACUUUGGACAUUUGAAGUUCAUUGAAGUGAGCUGGUGGGAUUGACGUUAUUUCUGUAAAGUAAAUUUUGGUGCUUCGAGAAACAUGUCAGUACUGUUGUACUUCGGUGUAAUACAAACAGGCCAAACCCUCGAGCUGCAGCGAAAUCUUUAUUCUUUUCAGACGGAA
Messenger RNA from Oryza brachyantha (malo sina), 3181 nucleotides. RefSeq names its product GBF-interacting protein 1-like. NCBI's taxonomy places the organism in Eukaryota, Viridiplantae, Streptophyta, Magnoliopsida, Poales, Poaceae. The transcript is spliced from 11 exons. The record is from RefSeq and is a predicted model, not a curated record. Bases 202 to 2676 code for a protein of 824 amino acids.